Messenger RNA from Saccharomyces kudriavzevii IFO 1802, 3027 nucleotides. RefSeq names its product Skg3p (gene SKG3). The coding region runs from base 1 to 3027 and encodes 1008 amino acids. The record is from RefSeq and is a predicted model, not a curated record. The transcript has a single exon. NCBI's taxonomy places the organism in Eukaryota, Fungi, Ascomycota, Saccharomycetes, Saccharomycetales, Saccharomycetaceae.
AUGAAACGAAUUUUUUCUGGCGUGAAGUCUCCAAAAUUACCUGCCCCUCCAAAAGCUUUCAAAAAUGAUGAUAGCCCAUCCGCUCCAGGCUCUCCUAAACUCGAUCAAGGGCUUCGAAGUUUAUCAGCGUCAGCUUCAAGGCUCUUCAGUAGCUCAGCAUCCACACCCGGCAGUCCCACGCUGCAUCUUCCGCAGGAACACUCUAUCAAUGGUGACAUUUCGCCAGAGUUAGUACCGAUUAUUACUUUACUUUCUGCACAGGUUCAUAGGAGAUAUCAUUAUGGUAUGUUCUUGCUAUUACAUGAUUUGAAAACAGAUGGCACACCUGCUACGCGUCAAUGGGAACACUGCUAUGGCGUACUGCUAGGCACGCAACUGGCCUUAUGGGAUGCUAAAGAACUUUCUAAUUCAAGGACUAAUGAAGAAGAACCAAACUUGAAAAAAGUCGCAUCAAGACCGACUUUCAUCAACUUUACAGAUGCUUCAGUGAGGAAUCUAGAUUCGGAAGAUCAUAUAACAAGUACAGGAGAUAGUAAAAUCACAAAAAACGAUUUGGACAACGUACUUGUCGUUUCCACAACGCUGAAAAACAGGUAUUUCUUGAAAUUUAAGAACUCAAAAUCUUUCAGAACUUGGGAUGCAGCAAUCAGGUUAAGUUUAUUCGAAUUUACCGCAUUACAAGAAGCUUACACAGGUUCAUUUCUUUCGAGUAGAGGUGUUAAACUUGGCGAUAUUCAGGUUAUUAUGGCUGAUACAAAAUUCACCUACGAAGACUGGGUUAGUGUGAGAUUUGGGACAGGCAUGCCAUGGAAGCGUUGCUACGCUGUUAUCUCUCCACAAUCUGGCAAAAAAAAGAAAACUUCGAAGGGUUCAAUAUGUUUCUAUGAAAAUGACAGAAAAAUCAAAAAAUCAAAUGCCAUGACAACUGUCGUAGAUGCAAAGGCCUUAUAUGCUGUUUAUCCCUCGUCCCCAAUUUUAAUUGAUACGUCUACGAUCAUAAAAUUAGAAGGAUUUGUUUCUUUUGAAAAGAAUGAGGAACCUCAGCAGACUAACAUCUUCAUUAUGCCUGAAAAACAUCAAGGCGUUCCUGGAUACGAUACCAUUAUUCGUUUCUUAAUCCCAGCUAUGAAUGCUUUCUACUUGUAUGGUAGGCCAAAGGGUCUCAUUGCCAAUAGAGUUGACCCACAUUCUCUACUGUUUGCUUUGCCAACGCUUCCCCAUGUAUCUUAUUUACAGGUGGAUGAUGUUCUAUCAUUAACCAACGACGAAGCUUACCUGCAUUGGAGCGCCACUGACUGGAGAGAUAAUAUUGUUCAUCUACUGCAAAAGAAAUUAAGUAAGGGCUAUAAGGGUUGUGGCAGUAAAUCCGUAUCUAUCGCUUCCGGCAUGAUGAAGUCACCGACAAUUAGCUCAGUAGAGUUAUUUGAAGGGUACAAUUCACUCGCUGAGAAGCCAAUAGAGGUCUUGCAAAAAUCUAAGGUAAAAUCUUGUUCUACGCUGGCGUUAACUGACGAUGCUAGUUCACUUUCUGCCUCUAUGGGUUCUCAUGUGACCCCAGCCAAGCAAAGACGGUUACCUUUGCCCGAUGAUUCUUCAAAGAUUAGUGAUUCUGUGUCAGCCCGAUCCAGCGUUAACACUAAUUUUAAGGAUAUCCUUAUUACCCCAAUGGGAUCUGGGAUGUUCAGUCAAAAUAUUACGGAUAGCAGCUUGACAUCAAGUUUAAAACUUGAAGCUGCCGAUUCAAGCUUGAAAAGCAGGGAAGAUGUUGAGGCAAAUUCUGCUAAUAACUUUUCUAUGACGCCAGAAAAACAAAAUGUACCCCUGGCUAACGCAGCUGAAUUAUCUGCCCUUUAUGACAAAUAUUCUACUUCUCCCUUUGGUAGAUCCGAGGCUAACUUAAGCCCUAAGCCACAAACAAAAAGUCCUUAUGAGAGAUACGUUGGAACAACCGCCGAAAAUAAGACAUUCGAAAUAGGCAACGUCAGAGAAUCUAAGAGUACGAUCAACACAUCCCAAUCUUCACCUUCAAGGGUAGAAGAUAAUAGACGUUCAAAAAAUGAGGAUCUAGGAUCAUUAAGAGAGUUUGAAGAGUUAUCUCAAAAGAUCAGCAAUAUGGGAGUGGGUAAUAUAUCUUCAGAGGCUUUAAACAGUAGAUCAGAAGAUAACUCCUUAGUAACAGAUUUGAACUUAGAUAUUAAUGACAAUUCAUCUAUUAAUCUACCUGGUCAGCAACAUGAACCGGACUUCGGAGAAGAGAACGUGUUUGAUCCAGACUAUAUGGAACAGAAUCAAAUGUUAGAGACCGAAAGUAGAUACUCCACGGAUGGAUUUAACUUUUCAGAUAACCAAGAUUCAGCGUCGAGUAAUUACAGCAAUUCACAGGUAAACGCAAUGGCAACUGAGAGUUUUUCUGGUGUUGACAAGAUUCCACAUUCCUUUUUAUUUACAAAUUUAAAUAAGCUUACCGCGAAUGGAGACAGCCAUCAGAAUAGGACUGAUGCUAGGGAUGAUAAAAUAAAAAAACCUCUACAAUUGCCACCACUUCAUAUAGCAGAACCACAAUCCCUGUCAUCUGCUAAUAGAAAUUCAGCGGCUAACGCCUCACAACCUCACACACCAUACCCCUCCUGUGGUCCAUCGGUAAAAAUAAGAACGGGUCCCUUGACCAUGCAGCCUGUGCGCCAAGGUGGAAACUCCUCAAUAAAUACUUUCUCAUCUCCACAACAACAGUUGCCGACCUCACAGCAACAUCAAUUGCAUGCGCCCUCCUUGAGAAACGAUGCUUAUCGAAAUGUUAAUAAUCAAAAUCCAUACUAUUCAUCGCAGCAACAGCCUCAAAACAUGAGAUACUUGAAUAAUAAGGCGCCAAUGAACAGUAGAUCCCCAAUACGACAACCACACUUUCGAGAUGACCGUCCUAACCUUCAUAUAGACACCAAUGACCAUACAAAGCCACGUACUCCGCAAGCCGGAUUUUCGCAGUUCAUGCCGCCCAAUAACACAUCGACUAACCCAUAUUCUAACUAA